UUUGGGAUGCUCAUCACCAUCCCUCAAUGCACCAACCCGCUCAUCACCAUCCCUCAAUGCACCAACCCGCUCAUCACCAUCCCUCAAGGAAAAUCCUCCAUGACCUCACGGAGUGGCAUUCAGAGUGCUGCACACACGCCUCUCCACCGUCCCCACCACCUUCCCCUUCUUGAUUCCCUCUUUCUCCCUACCGUUUCCCAUCCCUUCUCACCACUUCCCACCUCUUCCCACCCAUCUUCCUCACAGCACGGAGUGGCCUUCAGAGUGCUGCACACACGCCUCUCCACCGUCCCCACACCCUCCAUGCUCCAUCCCACUCCUACCCCAUCGCCCUUCUUCCCACUCCACUCUACCUCCUCCUACCUGCCUCACCCAGCAAUCCCUCUAACCGCCUCCUUUGCACCUACCACACUCCCUCCACACCUCACUUCCGCUCCUGCCUCAUUCUCCUCCAAACCCUCCUCUCGCUCCUCCUCCCCUCCACCUCACUCCUCCCUCUACGGCCCACUCCCCCACUCCCACCUCCUCUCCUCAGCUUCAACAUCAGCCAGCAGCACAGACGGAAGCGGCUCAUCACUAGACGGCCCGUCGCUCCUCCGGAUAUUUCUGGACAUGCAACGGAGACACAAGGAACCAAAGGCCCCACCAUCGGGCAGCAGGGGAUGGAGCUCUGCUGGAUCAGGCACGUUUGGUGGAGUGAUGGGGGGGUUUCAGGGAGGGGGAGGCGGGGGAGGGGGGGUUGGAGGAGGUGGUGGAGGGGGAGGAGUGGGAGUGGGUGGAGCACAGUUUGGUACGGUUGGUGAAGAUGGUGGUGAUGAUGGGCGGUUGGGGAGUGGGUUGGGGAGAGGAGGGUUGUCGCAGUCGCAGCAUGGAGGUGGGGGGUUCUUUCAAUCGUUACAGCAGGAGUAG
Closterium sp. Naga37s-1 is the source of this 909-nucleotide messenger RNA. NCBI's taxonomy places the organism in Eukaryota, Viridiplantae, Streptophyta, Zygnematophyceae, Desmidiales, Closteriaceae. The record is from the annotation of a GenBank genome assembly.